Messenger RNA from Zasmidium cellare ATCC 36951, 858 nucleotides. RefSeq lists its product as uncharacterized. Gene Ontology annotation, cellular component: cytosol; cytoplasm. Gene Ontology annotation, biological process: secondary metabolic process. Gene Ontology annotation, molecular function: carboxy-lyase activity; hydrolase activity. The record is from RefSeq and is a predicted model, not a curated record. Bases 1 to 858 code for a protein of 285 amino acids. Lineage: Eukaryota; Fungi; Ascomycota; Dothideomycetes; Mycosphaerellales; Mycosphaerellaceae. The transcript is spliced from 3 exons.
AUGAACCGGAACAACAUCCAGAUGCAAAUUGUGAGCAACGCCAAUCUCGACCAGGAGAACGUCACAGCAGCGCACAUAAGCAACGACGCUGUCCACCAGGCUUUCACGUCGGCACAUCCUGGUCGUUUCGCGGCAUUCUGCGCACUCGCAAUGGACAGCCUGGACGAUGCUGCUCAAGAGCUGGAGCGCUGUGUGACAGAACUCGGCUUCGUUGGAGGACUUGCAAAUGCAAAUCUCCCAAAUGGGACAUUUUUCGAUUCUCCCUCCUACUGGCCGGUCUUCGCUGCUGCUGAGAGGCUGAACGUGCCUUUCUAUCUCCAUCCAGGCUUUCCUCCUACUUCACACAUCUUGCAGACUGGUGGAGCAUUUGCGCCUGCGAUCGGACCGGAUGGCAACAAGACCUUCAACGACUACGUUGCCGUGACUCUCGCCUCCGACUCGUGGGGCUUCGAAGCUAGCGCUGGUCUUGCAUUCUUGCGACUCUAUGCCGCUGGCUUAUUCGAUGAAUACCCAAAUCUGAAGAUUGUCCUUGGACACGUAGGGGAGAUGGUCCCAUACAUCUUGAGCCGGUCCGACGAGUUCUUGAGUCCUUUGACAGCCCCUAGGAAAAGCCUGGCACAGGUAUGGACGGAGAAUGUAUGGAUCACAACGAGUGGAUGUUUCUCCUUGGAUCCCAUACCCACAUUGCUUUCGAACACGGCGGCGGAGAGGAUUAUGUAUUCCGUCGAUACCCCUUUCAACAAGAAUUAUCAAGACAGUCUUUUCAUGGAGAGGUUGCGUAACUCGGGGCUUGUCACGCCUACUGAGUUCGAGCUCAUAGCUUAUGGUAAUGCUCAGAGGCUGUUUGGGCUGAAGUAG